Molecule: messenger RNA, 1590 nt
Organism: Talaromyces marneffei
Lineage: Eukaryota; Fungi; Ascomycota; Eurotiomycetes; Eurotiales; Trichocomaceae
Exons: 3
Coding region: 1-1590 (529 amino acids)
Biological process (GO): iron-sulfur cluster assembly
Cellular component (GO): mitochondrion
Molecular function (GO): 4 iron, 4 sulfur cluster binding; iron ion binding; 2 iron, 2 sulfur cluster binding
Source: RefSeq, a predicted model, not a curated record
AUGUCUCACCAAAGACUUUCACACCUCACAUGCCGAGCCGUACGGCAUCAAACCUCUUCUGUCGCCGAGUCUGUCCGACAAACCUGCCGACGGCCCGUUUGCCUCUCGUCGAACAUCUCUCGCACUCAAUCCGCCAGUUAUUCUUCCUUCAUUAGACAAAGACAGACGAUACCUUCUUAUUCAUCAGCAAAUAUACUCAUCUCAAGUCGAUGUUCCCGCCAUCCCAGACCCUUGAUUCAAAACUCCUCGACAUUCUCCACAGCACAAGCACCUCAAGCGCCGGCGAUUGCGACUCUGAAUCCGAGAAACGACGAUGAUGGAAAUGCGAUGUUUAUAGAGAUAUCGCCUCGAGCAGCAAAGCGUCUGAGUCAAAUAACUACUUCGUCAGAAGAAAACCAACAUCUCCGAGUCACCGUAACGAGCGGCGGAUGCCAUGGAUUUCAAUACUUAAUGUCUUUAGAGCCAUCAACCAAAAUCGACGAAGCAGAAGACACCAUAUUUGAGCCUGCUGAGACAGACGCAACGGGUCCUGGCCACGCCAGAGUCGUUAUGGAUCAAGCAUCACUGGAACUGCUAUCUGGUAGUACGGUCGACUUUACGACAGAACUUAUUGGAAGCCAGUUCAAGGUUAUUAAUCCCAGAGCCACGAGCAACUGUGGCUGUGAUAGUUUCAAAAUGCCAUGGGCGUACGAGAGCGUGGGCGUCGUGUCUGGGGAAGGUGCAAAGAGCCAAGUGGAAAGCGCGUUCCUCGCGUACCUUCCCCCUGAUACGCCCGUCUACCAUUAUGAAAAACAGGCUGACCUGGGCAGCCUUUUCCCUCCUUUCUCAGUCGAGGAUCGUUUUGUCGUCUUGAAACACGUUCCACCAAAAGUUCUUGAGAAACACGAGGGGCGACUGCCAGGACGCUGCAAUUAUUCACCACUACUUCGAAUUCUUAUCAUAACGAUGCCGAGUCUCCCGCAUGAAGAAGCGGCCAGCAGUUUUGAAAUUAUGAUGGUCACGCUUUUCAAAGAAAUGCGCGUCUACAGACGAAUUUAUCUAUGCGGAGCUACUCGCGUUGAUACCCCUAAUAGAAAGAAACAAGCGGAUCGGUCGUGGAAGCCAACUCGCCAACACAGAAAGUUUCCUACCGUCGCACUGGAAGUUAGAUUCUCGGAAACAACGGCCAAGUUGGAAAGAGAUAUCGCUUGGUGGAUUAAUGAAUCAAAGGGCGAAGUGAAAAUGGGCAUCACCAUUGAUAUUAAGCCACGAUCAGGCCACAUCGAAGUUAAAUCAUGGACUGCAGCAUUUGAGUCACUAUCUAGCCACGUCUAUAUCACAGCAAAUGGUCGUCAAGUCCUCGAUCGGCAUAUCAACCAUCUUCCGCCACCUCGGAUGACUCACAGAAUCCUUUUAAAAAGAGGAAUAAAUGGCGCUGGUCCUACGAUUGAGGGGGGAGAUCUAGUCAUACCGUUUCGUUCUCUACUAUUGGAUGAGCCAGGAGAAGGCGAGGGGGAUUUUGUGAUCACAGCCGAUACAAUGUUGCGUGAUUUUGCAGAGCGUAUCUGGGAUGGAAUUGACGAUGCGGAAGCAAUUAAAGCCCAAGGUUAA